GUGGCUUGUAUGAUGUUUAUUGUUUAAAGAUGGCGUCAGAUCCAGAGCUAGUUGAAAGUCAUAUUCCCUCUGGUGAAAAUUGUUUAGACAAGUCUGUAAACCUCGGAACUAAGGGACUGAUGUGGGGAGCAUUUUAUGGAGCUGUAGAGGCCUGUGUCUCAGUGGAGUCAAGGCUCAUAACUAAAAGUGGCCCUUUACUAAUGUACACACUGAGGACCAUUAGAUCAAGAGGACUCAUAGGAGGGAGUGUGUUGUUCACGUAUGCUGGAGUCUGUUGUCUGUCCUCCAGACUAAGAACCAAAGAUGACUACUUCAAUGCAUUUGUAGGAGGAGCUAUGGCUGCCUCCAUAGUUGGAAUAUACGCUAGAUCAAUUCCUCUAACUCUUGGCCUUUCAUUCGCAAGUGGCGUUACCAUGGCAAUCAUUAAGUAUCGCCAUGGUACCUACCUUCCCCCUAUCCCGUUACGAGGGGCCACUAUAAGACAGCAGGAGAGGGCGUGGCCGACUAACGAGUCAAGAUAAGGACAUUAUACUCUAUAACUGACAUAGUUUAGUAGAUUAUGUUGUAAUAAUAAUUUAAUAAUAUUGCUCCGUUAGUCACAAAGUAUAGUUCAAACCACAUCCAUCCACACACACACACACUGUUGGGUGGGAGUAGAGAAGCCUUUAAUGUGCUUAUAAUUUAUAAAAGGAAGAGGCAAACAGAAGAUCAGUCAGUCAUAAUAUUCUAUUUACCUUAUGGAGUCUCUCAUCAUACUCUCCUUCCUUCUCUCUUUAGCACUACUGGUCCAUUCUGCUCCUGCCCCUAGACCAGCUGGUGACUCUCUCACUGUCUUUCCUCAUGUCAUCAGCUCUUCUCCCAGUAACAAGUUGAUAUCACUCAACCACACUUCACUCAUUAUUAAUAUCACUAUUAACAACUUCCAUCACUCACUUACCACUGACUGUUCUUUCUACAGUGGAUCAGUUCUUAAUCAUGAUAAUGGUUGGACAACCCUCUCUAUCUGCAAGAACAAUGAACUGUCUGGCAUUAUAAAGUUAGAAGAAGGUAUGUUCACACUCCAGCCAAUGGAUGGAGAUACUAAUGCUCAUGCACUUGAUAAGAUGUCAAAUGAUUUACCACAUGAUCACUGCAGCAGUCCAGCACCUACUGAUCAAGUAGUGUCUGGUGAAAGAUUGAAAAGACAUCAGAGUAAAGUAUUAGAAAAGACCAUUGAGCUAGCACUAGUAAUUGACAGGUCAUUGUACAGUAUUCAUCAAGAAAACCUAACAGACUAUAUACUCCACAUCAUGAAUACAGUAACACAUCUAUAUAAGGAUCCAAGCAUUGGCAGUGCUAGUAUUGUUAAUAUUGCAUUAGUCAAACUGAUUGUAUGGAAUGAUACUACAACUGAUACCAUUACGUCAAAUGCUAAUCCUAUUGCUACCAAAGACCAGUUCUGUCAAUGGCAGUCCAAAGAAAGAACAGGCUCACAUCAUGACAUUGCAGUGUUACUGACCGGAGGCUCAAUCUGUGAAACAACCUCAUGCAACAUACUAGGUAUUGCCAAUUAUAGAAGUGCUUGUAAUCAUGAUACCAGCUGUGCUGUAGUGAGGGACACUGGACUAUCAACAGCAUUCACACUAGCUCAUGAACUAGGGCACAACCUGGGUAUGUAUCAUGAUGGAGAUGCUAUGUCCAACUGUGAAACUAAUGACAAGUUUAUAAUGAGCUCUAGUUUCAAGGCUAGUACUAAUCCUCACAUUUGGUCUAAAUGCAGUGAACUGCAGUUGUAUGACUUCUUAAGUUCAUCUGAAAGCAGUUGCCUUGACAAUGAUCCUGAUGCCACAGUAGCCCCUCCCCCAUCAGCAGCUCCUCUGAUUGGUCAGUUUUAUUCGUUAAACGAACAAUGCAAACUAUUGUAUGGAGCCAACUCAACAACCUGCCAUAAAACAGAUUGUUCAGUCCUGUGGUGCAGUACUGAUGGAGUAUCUUGCGAUCAAACUCAGCACUCUCCUCCUGCCGGGGGUAGUCCCUGUCUAUUCACUAAUACCACUCAAGGGGUCUGUUACCAUGGUAACUGUAGAUUACAGGGCGAGGUUAGUACCCCUAUUGAUGGAGGGUGGAGCCAAUGGAGCAACUGGGGGACCUGCUCCAGCACCUGUGGAGAUGGGAUACAAUCAAGAACAAGAUACUGCAAUAAACCACUGCCACAGUAUGGUGGUAAACGUUGUGUUGGUGAGAGAUUGGAAUAUAAACUGUGUAGGAAUGAGGAGUGCCUCAUAGACUAUCGUAACUACAGGUGCAGUCAGCUGAAACCAGCUGAUGGGGCGGCUGGGACCAGCCACAAGGAAUGGAUUGCUGCUGACCCAAGUUCAGUAGCUAAGUAUCUCCUCAAUUCUUGCCACCUUUAUUGUAAGUACAAAGACGACCAGUCCUGGUACCUCAUGGAAAAGAAUAUUCCUGAGGGAACAUCCUGUAUUGCACAAUCACUAGCAGCUGGAGUGUGCAUUCAAAGAAAAUGUAUACAAAUUGGUUGUGAUGGUAAGCUAGGUAGUGAUUAUUACACUGAUCGGUGUGGAGUAACAUGCGGAGACAACAGCACCUGUAACUACAUUACAAUGAAAUACACUCCCACACCUGGGCUCACUAACAGAUAUCAUGAUGUUCUAACAUUACCAGCUGGAGCCAGUAAUAUUGAAAUAGAUACGGACAAGCAGUCCUAUAACGUGAUAGCUGCUUAUACUACAAAAUUUGAAUUAAACGGACCCGAUACAAGAUCAUAUCAAUAUGGAGUGGCAUACAUAGCAGGAACAUACUGGAUGUACUCUCACUAUUACCUUCACACCAAUGGACCCAUCAACCAGACACUCACUAUAAAGCUGUUUGCUGCAGACACUAGUCUACUAACAGUUCAGUAUACUCUACCAAACUACUGGAGGACUGGACCAUGGUCGUCCUGUAGCCCAGUCUGUGGUAAUGGGACACGGACUAGGAAUGUAACCUGUGGCCAUGAUGAUAGCAAUAAAUGCAAUGUUGAUAAUAAACCAGUAGCUACACUACCGUGUGACCAGGAGUCAUGUGACUCGUAUCAUUGGAGAGCUGGAGACUGGACACAGUGUAGUGCCACCUGUGGGGGCGGUACACAGACUAGGAAUGUGCAGUGUCAGCACAUUAAUGGAUCAAACCGUACGAGUGAAUAUUGUACUGGGAAAGACAAACCAGUUGAUAUAAGGAUGUGCUCAACACAAAAUUGUUGUCAGAAUCACUUCUCUUCAGCUGUAUGUGAAGCUAUACUGGAGUAUGGACUGUGUAGCAAUUAUAAGGAUCAGUGCUGCAGCACUUGCAAAUAAAAAACUAUUAUAAUUAUUGAUAUUUUAUUACUAUUGUUAUUUAAGGUAUAUUGAUUUUUAAUUUUCAUUAUCAAAAAUAAGUCAUCAAGCUACAAUUAUCAAAA
Molecule: messenger RNA, 3436 nt
Organism: Amphimedon queenslandica
Lineage: Eukaryota; Metazoa; Porifera; Demospongiae; Haplosclerida; Niphatidae
Product: A disintegrin and metalloproteinase with thrombospondin motifs 6-like
Exons: 21
Coding region: 738-3332 (864 amino acids)
Biological process (GO): extracellular matrix organization; proteolysis
Cellular component (GO): extracellular matrix
Molecular function (GO): metalloendopeptidase activity
Source: RefSeq, a predicted model, not a curated record